Zingiber officinale is the source of this 2414-nucleotide messenger RNA. RefSeq names its product nuclear pore complex protein NUP58-like. Gene Ontology annotation, cellular component: nuclear pore. Gene Ontology annotation, biological process: nucleocytoplasmic transport. Gene Ontology annotation, molecular function: structural constituent of nuclear pore. The record is from RefSeq and is a predicted model, not a curated record. Bases 406 to 2010 code for a protein of 534 amino acids. The transcript has 6 exons. Lineage: Eukaryota; Viridiplantae; Streptophyta; Magnoliopsida; Zingiberales; Zingiberaceae.
ACUCUUGUAAUUCUGAGUGAAAAUAUAUACUAUUGCUUGCUUAUGUUUAUUCUUAAGUUCUAUAUAUGAAAAGGCUCGAUUAAUUUUACCUUGGUGCAUUAUUUUCAGUAGAAAAUGAAGCCCUUCCUUAUAUAUUUUGAAAUUCAGGGGCUAUAAUAUAAAAUAACUCUUUGCUGGUAUGCAUAUAAAGGUUCAUUUAGUCUUUCAAUUCAUAACAUAUUAACAUUAGCGUCGGGUUUGACGCACCGGAGUCGAACCCAGAAGCAUUAGGGUUUUCCUUUUUUUCCUUUCACAUCUAUCUCUCGUUCGAAGCUCUUCUCCCGCCCAAAUUGCCGUCUCACCCGUUGCCGCCUUGUCACCGAUCGGCGAUGGUUAGUUGAAACCUCGAUCUCGGGAAGAGUGCGCAUGGCGUUCCCUUUCCGGACUCCGACUCCCCGACCUCAGCGGUCACGGCGUUCUCUGUCCCAAACUCCUCGACAGCAAUCGCCUCUCUUCCAAGACCCUCAGACUCAACAGCAGCAGGUUUUUCAGCAGUCACCGUUCCAGUUUGAGAGGCCGCAGACGCAGUUGCGGCGACAGGAGCAGGCAACGAGGACUGCCUCGCAGAAGCAAUUGUUGCUUUAUACGAAGGAUAAAACGUCUGCUGGAUAUAAUACCCACUGGGAGGAUCUGCAUCCUGUCUCGCAAAAACUUCUCCUAAAGAUCGAGGUGUGCAUUCUCAAGCACAAGAAUGAGAGCCAGAGGCUGGAUCAGUGCAGUCGACUUUAUGAUUCAUCAGUAUCAGGUGACAGUUUUGAGGCCAAUUCCAGUAGAAUCAUUCAGGAACUUGGGCUUAUCACUACCACGAUGGAAAGAGAAAAAGUUUCUAUUCAAGAUCUAAGAUCCUCGACAAACAAAUUAAUUUGGGACACAGAAUUUGCUAUUCGGUCUUAUGUGAUGCUAAAGUCAAGGUUUAUUUGCCAGAGUGUCACAACAGCUUCAAAUGUUGCCUCUGGAAAUCCAAAUACUGAAUUGGGAUUGGUUUCCAAGCAAACCAACCAACUAGCUAAUUCCUCUACUGCACCAGUUUUUGAUUUUUACAUUGGGAUUCCCAAAAGACCAUCUAUUUUUAUGGAGCAGAUAAUCACCAAAUUUGAGAAGUAUCUGAGUGAGUGCUACCGAUGGAUUGAAGAAGUACAACAGCUAGUAAUGAUGGAAAAUGGUAGAAGAGGUUCAAAUGCCCUGGAAUCUUUGCCACAAGUCAUGUCCAAUGUCCAUGAUUUCUUUAUUCAUGUAGCUGCAAAGGUGGAGAGCCUUCACCAGUAUGUUGAAUCAAUGAAGAUAGCAUAUCUUGCUGAUCAUCGAUGUCGAGGUGAUGCAAAUGAUCCGUUUCUUGAGGCCAACAGAAGAGAAACGGCUAAACGAGAAGCUGCUUCUAGAAGAGUUCACCCAACAUUGUAUUUAUCUACAGUUUGUUCACAACCAACUAGGUGUGCUUUCAACAGUUCAGCGGCGCCUGCAACAAACACUAUGCAGCCAUCCAUUGUACCAUCAGCAGCAUUUUCUGGAAACGGGCUUUCAUUAUUUAGUACUCCUUCAGCUCCUGCUGCAUCUUCUGGAAGUGGACAUUCAUUAUUUAGUACUCCAUCAUCAGCUCCUGCUGCGUCUUCCUCUUUCCUCAUUUCAACCCCAACAGCAUCUUCUCCUGCAUCAAACUUGUUUGGCUCUUCUGGUUUUUCCCCUCACUCGACAUCAUUUGGCACUCCUCCACCUCUCUUUGGUUCUAUUCAGGCUUCCGCAGGAUUUGCAACAAGCACUCCAGCAGUUGGAUCCACUCCUGCUGUGGGUAGCUCACUUUUCUCGACUCCUUUAUCUGCAGCAGGUGCUGCAACUGGUCCGGGCGUUCCACUCCCCCCUCGUAGCCGCCGAGCCGGUAACCAGAUGGCAAAUUUGCAGCAUGCAACUGGUCCAGGUGUUAGCGUCGGAUUAUCUAAAUCAUCGAGGCCAAAAUCGCGCACCAGUAGGCGCUAGUCGCAACACCAAGUUUUUUUGGCUUGGCGAUGCAAAACUAUCGGAGGAUUAUCUGGUCUAAAUUUUCUAACAAAAAACGGAGAUCUCUAUUGUCUCAAGCAAACGUAUCACAUUGAUAAUUAUCGAAGAGCAAGUUCCAUUUGAUUUAUGAAGUUCGAGUUAGCCAAAGUAUAAAAUCACUGCAGACUUAACUAUACUCCCCAUUUCUACUUUAAGCGGUGAAUUUUCGUGUGUAAACAUUUUGUGCCUCAAAGCAACGACUUGUUGCUGAAGGCGCCGUGGCUUUGUUCAGUUAGAUUAGUCCGAGAAGUUGGAUCAAGAAAUAAUUAAAAUCUGAGGGAAAAUAUUCGUUAAAUCUUUUUUAGCAAUUCAAAUUAAUUUGUUAUGUAUUAUGCUGAUUCUAG